AUAUCGUUACACGAAUCCUUCUAUGCUAUCUCGAAGCUUGUUCUUAUAUGUACUUCUUGAUAUUUAAUUCGAGAUUGAGAAUUUACAAUAGGUUUUCAUAUAUUUUACCUUGUGCAUUCACUAUAGGAGCGAAACUACUCGUCUUGAAUUUCUCUUGGACUGUUGUCGUAGCUACUUUUUUCUACUGUCUGAGUCUGCUGGAUCUGGACUCCAGCAGAUACCAGUUAGGGUUAGGUUAGGGCAGAAAAGCCGACGUAGAAAUGUGAUAUUGAACUUCACGUAUCGUUUAGAGUUGCUCCAUGAACAUAAAAGUUAAUAUGAAACAAUGUGUUGUAAUUUUUCUAAGCGAGUAAAGAGGAUUGGUAAUUAAAAGAUUUAUAUUCAUGUGAAACCUGUUGUGCGAGGUUGAUAUCUGUUAUCUUGUGUAUAACGUAACGUUGGUACCCAAACCAACGGGAAUUAAUAGUUCAAACGAAAGGAAACGAAAUUGGAAAUAUAAGAAAAUGCUGUGCUACGAUGGGAAACUCAGUCUGUUCUGUUUUACUGCCGCUUCUCUAAUCGCUAUCCUUCCAGAAGUGCUACUCAGGUUAGAGUUCGACGUUCCGCAGGCCUAUUUCAACAAGAUCUGGCUCACACACCUCUUCCAGUAUGGAUUUUUAAACAUACUCCUACUACUAGCCUUCCGCGGCUUCUCUUAUCAGGUCGCUGUGAGAGCAGCAUUUCUAGGAUAUGUCUUCGGUAUUGGGAUCAUAGUUUCAUUGAUUGCCAGCCCUUCGUGGCAGAUGUUCGGCAUGUACAUCACCGUAAUGGCUACGUUUCACUACACCGAGUUCCUGGGCAUAGCUUGUAUAAACCCGUCCGCCCUGUCCAUAGACAGUUUCAUCCUGAACCAUAGCAUAGCUUACGGGGUGGCAGCAAGCUCUAGUUGGAUGGAAUUCGUGGCUGAGAGGCAGUACUUCCCUAGCAUAAAGGAGCCCAGCUCUGUAUCCUAUUUCGGUUUAGUGUUGUGUGUCUGCGGAGAGCUUCUGAGGAAGCUGGCAAUGUUCACUGCCAAGCAGAACUUCAGUCACAUCGUGCAGGACGAGAAAUUAGAUGGUCAUGAACUGGUCACUCACGGGGUGUACAGGGUUUGCAGGCAUCCGAGCUACGUCGGAUGGUUUUAUUGGUCCAUAGGAACUCAGUUGAUACUACAGAAUCCGCUCUGCCUGUUGGCAUACAUCGCAGCCGCAUGGAAAUUCAUCCGCGAUCGUAUAUACUUCGAGGAGACUACUCUAUUGAAUUUCUUCGGACAGGACUACGUCGAUUACCAGAAGAAGGUCGGGACGGGGAUGCCUUUCAUAUCUGGCUACAAACUGAAUUUAUAGCAGCCGGUCUGCGUUUAAGUAAACGGCACUUGCAUUAUGUCAAUUUCUCAGGAGUAUAAUAAAUCUAAUCUUUGUACUAAUCCCUUAUUUUGUAAAUCGCGAUGGGGAGCCGUGACACGAGUGUUCUUAACAAAAUUAUAUUUAUUGUCUCAUUUCAUUUGAAAGAAUUAUAAUAUCAUAUAACAAUAGACUACACUUUCAUCGUUAGAUACUUUCAGUUGAUGGAUUAUACGU
Molecule: messenger RNA, 1598 nt
Organism: Ceratina calcarata
Lineage: Eukaryota; Metazoa; Arthropoda; Insecta; Hymenoptera; Apidae
Gene: ste14
Product: isoprenylcysteine carboxylmethyltransferase ste14
Exons: 3
Coding region: 504-1364 (286 amino acids)
Biological process (GO): C-terminal protein methylation
Cellular component (GO): endoplasmic reticulum; membrane
Molecular function (GO): protein C-terminal S-isoprenylcysteine carboxyl O-methyltransferase activity
Source: RefSeq, a predicted model, not a curated record